Messenger RNA from Microthlaspi erraticum, 3240 nucleotides. Lineage: Eukaryota; Viridiplantae; Streptophyta; Magnoliopsida; Brassicales; Brassicaceae. The record is from the annotation of a GenBank genome assembly.
AUGCACUCUUUUUUGAAUUCUUUUGGGUAUGAUAAAUUGUUCACCGUUGAGCCAGAGGGGCUCAGUGGAGGACUAGCUCUGUUUUAUUAUGACUCUUUUGAUGUUACUGUCCUGUCCUCCUCAUCACGCAUGAUCGAUGUCGAAGCCACUAUUGAGGGGAAGAAGGUCUAUAUGACCUUUCUCUAUGGAGAUCCGGUUAAAGAAUGCCGUGAAAUUGUUUGGGAUCGUUUGAUCCACAUCAGUCUACAGAGGAAAGGAAAUUGGCUUAUGAUUGGAGACUUCAAUGAGAUCAUGGGCAACCAUGAGAAACGUGGUGGAAGAAGGAGAGCCGAAUCGUCCUUUCUUGAUUUCAGGAAGAUGAUAAAUAGCUGUGGCAUGAUUGAUUUCCCUUACAAAGGUAACCCUAUGUCUUGGGUGGGAUACCGUGCCUCAGGAAAGGUUCAAUGUAGACUUGACAGAGCUAUAGGUAAUGAAGAUUGGCAUCAAUCGUUUUCCCACACUAAUGUGGAGUAUUUAAAACUCUGGGGCUCAGACCAUCGACCAGUGCUAGCCAACAUCUUGUCUAAAGCUUCAGAGCCACGGCAUAAUUUUCGUUUCGAUAAACGCUGGUUGGGCAGAGAAGGAUUUGAAGAUACGGUCAAAGCCGGCUGGAAUAUGCAGCCAGACACAGAAAAUGGAGACGUAUAUCGCAAGACACAUACAUGUCGUCGCGCCAUAGCUGCGUGGAAGCGAACGUGCAAAACAAACUCAGCAAAGAAGAUAGAUGAGAUCAAAGAACAACUGGAACAUGCUCAAACAGAUCUCAGUAUCUCCAAUGACGUCUUCCUUAAUCUAAAAAAUAAUCUCUGCUUGGCAUAUCGUGAGGAAGAGCUUCACUGGAAACAGAAGAGCCGUGUUAAUUGGUUAAAAGAAGGAGAUCAUAACACUAAGUUCUUCCACGCCACUACAAAGCAAAGACGAGCACGUAAUCGUAUCACGAAAAUCAAACGCUCAGACGGGUCUUGGGCGGAAAAUGAGGAGAGCAUCAAACAUACGGCCACAGACUACUUCAGCUCCCUCUUUACCUCCUCAAAUCCGCAGAACUUUGAUGAUGCGCUCCGGUACGUUACCGCGAAAGUCACGCCUGCGAUGAACACCUCACUGACUAAACCCCCGUCGAAUGACGAAAUCAAAAAAGCCAUAGCUGAUAUGAAUCCAGACAAGGCGCCAGGACCUGAUGGCAUGACAAGCUUAUUCUAUCAACAAUUCUGGGAAGUGACGGCGAGAGAUAUCAUAUGUAUGGUACGAGGUUUCUUUGAAGGAAAUGGAUUGGAUGCUCGACUAAACCAAACGAAUAUCUGCCUAAUACCUAAGACGGAGAGACCUCGGGACAUGACAGAGUUCAGGCCUAUUAGCUUAUGCAACGUUAGCUACAAGAUUGUUUCAAAAAUCUUAUGCAACAGACUCAAGCGGUGUCUACCGAAGAUAAUCUCAGAAACCCAAUCAGCCUUUGUGGCCAAACGGCUCAUCACAGAUAAUAUCCUUAUUGCACAAGAGGCUUUUCAUGCUCUGAGAAAAAACUCCAUGUGUAAGACAAAAUAUGUUGCUAUCAAGACUGAUAUGAGCAAAGCAUAUGAUAGGGUGGAAUGGAGUUUCCUAAAAGCACUUAUGCUUAAGCUUGGCUUCGCAGAGACAUGGGUUUCAUGGAUACUCUCGUGCAUCACAUUAGUAUCUUACCAAGUCCUAAUUAAUGGUGAGGCAAAAGGUAACUUACUGCCAACACGGGGCCUACGCCAAGGUGAUCCUUUAUCACCAUUCCUAUUUAUCCUCCUUACUGAAGCUCUUGUUGCUCAGUUAAAAGGAGCAGAGGAAGAAGGCAAGAUUACUGGUAUGAGAAUCGCGAGAGCUUGUCCCACCAUAUCGCAUCUCCUUUUCGCUGAUGACAGUCUGUUCUUCUGCAAGGCAGAGGUAUUGCAGUGCACUGAACUGAUGAGAGUCAUCCAAUGUUAUGGUUUGGCGUCCGGACAGCAACUCAAUGUAAACAAAUCCUCCAUAUUCUUUGGAAGUAAGGUCCCUCAUGACGUACGCCACACUCUAAAAAAUGCCCUAGGGAUCCACAAGGAGGGAGGCAUGGGUUCUUACUUGGGCUUACCUGAGAAUAUAAGUGGAUCAAAGCAAAAAGUCUUUGUAUUUGUACGUGAUAGACUAAAUGCAAGAAUCAACUCAUGGUCCGCCAAAUUUUUAUCCAAAGGAGAAAAAGAGGUAUUACUAAAAUCGGUGGCGCAAGCCCUCCCCACUUAUGUUAUGUCCUGUUUUCUCCUACCAUUAGGAAUCAUCAAGAAACUACACAGUGCUAUCUCUAACUUCUGGUGGAGCAACAAACAAAACAGUAGAGGAAUCCACUGGAUUGCCUGGGACAAGAUAUGCCUCCCCCAUGAGAAAGGCGGACUUGGUUUCCGAGACCUUCAUCUCUUCAAUCUUGCACUACUUGCAAAGCAACUGUGGAGACUUAUCCACUAUCCGUCAUCCCUGUUGGCGAGAAUACUGAAAGGUAGAUAUUACAGAAACUCACCCCCCCUGGCUGUGGAAAAAUCAAAUGCUCCAUCCUAUGGGUGGAACAGCAUUUUGGCUGCAAAAGAUCUCUUAAAACACGGUCUACGUAGAACAAUUGGUACAGGGGAAAACACCUAUGUGUGGAAAGAUCCUUGGAUACCGACAACUCCUCCACGCCCUCCAGCUGACAGUGGAAUGAUGCAGGACCCGAUGCUGAGAGUUUCGACCCUUGUGGACCCGGUAACUAAGGAAUGGAAGCUAGAUAAGCUCAGUGAUCUGUUUACAGUGAACGAUAUUCAUGCAAUUCUCAGUCUCAAGCCGAGUGUCUCACAACGUCAAGAUAGCUAUUGUUGGGUGCCUACGAAAUCGGGUCUAUACUCUGUACGCACUGGCUAUAUCCUAGCUAUACACAACAAGGAACAACUAUCCAAACAAGUGAUGUCCCAGCCAAGUGUCGAUGCCUUAAAGAGUAAAGUAUGGACCCUGAAGACAACUGAGAAACUUAAACAUUUCAUCUGGCAAGCCCUAGCUGGUAUUACACCCGUAUGCAGCAAGCUAGCAGACUGCCACUGUGCUGUAAACCGAAACUGCCCCAGAUGUGGAGCAGAGGAGGAAACAAUUAACCACAUGAUCUUUGAAUGCCCCCCCCUCCCUCUUAACGUGGCAACUGGCCGAAAUUGCACCAACUCCGGGGAACUUCCCGUGUAA